Molecule: messenger RNA, 2130 nt
Organism: Lodderomyces theae
Lineage: Eukaryota; Fungi; Ascomycota; Pichiomycetes; Serinales; Debaryomycetaceae
Product: serine/threonine protein kinase regulatory subunit
Exons: 1
Coding region: 1-2130 (709 amino acids)
Biological process (GO): piecemeal microautophagy of the nucleus; autophagosome assembly; protein localization to phagophore assembly site
Cellular component (GO): cytosol; extrinsic component of membrane; phagophore assembly site
Source: RefSeq, a predicted model, not a curated record
AUGUCUGUCGACCUGGCUUCCCGCGCACAAAGUGAGGCUACAGCUAAGAAGCAAACAGCCAAGCUCACCCAAGUGCUAAUAAAUUUUUUUACAAAAGCAGCUCAAGUGAUACUAGAUUCAAGAGCUCAUUCUGAAUCCCAAUCAUUUAAUGAGUCAUCUUUUGGUGGCAGUCUUGACCAACAAAGCCAAAGAAUCAACAAAUGGUUCAAUCUUCAUAUGCUGUCAUCACACGGCGCAACCAAAGAGGAUUUGAAAUUGUGGAAAUCUGCGGACGUAGGAUCCAUCCCUCCAAUGAUUAUCGAGACAUAUCUCGACUUGAGACAACUUCCAGCAAACCAGACUUUGGUGCUACUCGAUGAGCAAAAACACCCUUGGACUGUGGCAAGUGCAAGUGGCAAAAAGCAAGAGGUUGUCUUGGAGCGUUGGUUGAUUGAGUUUGAUCAAAAACUGGGAAUCGCAACUUCUGACGAACUACCACUGAUUUACAAGCAAGCAAUAAUAUUGUUUAGGACGCUUUAUGGGUAUUCUAGGAUGAUGCCAGCAUACAAGUUGAAAAAGAAGAACAUGAAUAAGAUAUUCUUGGGCAACAAGAUCCUCGACGGUAGCCAACCCAUAAGCUCAAAGGGACGAAUUGGAUUAUCAAAAGCUAUCAUCAAUCAUCCAAAUGCACCACAUACCACACAGAAGAACUUUGCCCCCAUCAAGACUAGUAUGGGUGUGAUGAGGAUUUCAAUCGCUUACAGAAACAAUUACGAUUUUUGUUUACAUGAACAUGAAGAAGUCCUAUCGGCUCAUUUUGGUAAACGUGAUGAGGAUGCUAGGAAGUUGAUGUCUCUCUCUCCGUCAUCAUCAUUAACCUCAUCCAAAGAUGGAAGCCCACUGUUUAGCAAAGAACAGUCAAUCUCCAUAGAGUCUGCAUUGCACCGCGAGCCCUAUAAAGUUGGAUCGCGAGAAAUUUCACCAACACCCGGUCCCAUUAGCACCGGAAUAGGAGGACAGCAAGCUAUUGUUCAAAAUAUUCCCUCAUCUUUGGAAAGGAAAGUUUCAAUCACCAGCAACAAGUCGAUUUCCAAUGCUUCUUUGGCUGCGUUUUUGAGAAACCCCAGAAGUAGCACCCCAUCAUCCAAUGCAGUUCCGAUUGUGGGUAGCAACAGCAACCCAUAUGGUACCUGGAUACCAAAAUCGGUAAGCUCAUCCACUGGACAUGACGAUGCUGUCUUUUCGCAUCCCGACAGCAGUAAUAAUACGCCACGAUUCUCAUCCUCAUUUGGGUCUCGAGCCAGUCGUCGUUUUAGCAACACGAGCAUUCGUCAGCAAACCCCCCUGUCUGACUAUUUUGCCCAUGGUAACAGUGUUGAUGCUGCAUUGAGUGGAUUGUACAUGGAUGACGACAUCAAUGAUUUUGUGCGAAUGAUUGAUAGUAAAUCGGACUUGAAAUUGGGUAGGAGCAGCACGGAUGACUCCAUUAAAACACGACCUGUAAUGGAGUCUGCUGAUACCAAUGAUACCGCAGCGCUAAGAAGAUACCAACUGUUGAAGGGCAAGCACCAACAGUUGGGUGAUAGCGUUAAUGCGAGCGUUAUUUUGCAAUCGAGACAAAGCAGUCGUAAGAGUUCAUUAAAUUCACCUCCUGGAUCGUUUGACCAAUCCCAGUUGAUUGUGUCGUCAUUGCAGUCGAAAUUGAGGGAAAACUCGCCAAGAGCCACCAGCCUUGAACCUAAUCGACCUUUGAUCACGUCACGAAUAACUUCGUCUAGUUUGACUCCGUCAACAAACACCAGUCCACCCAAAACCACCACCAUUGUUAAUAUUGACACAAGCAACCAGGAGCAGCAAACAUCGAGCCUUACAAGAUUGCCAUCGGUCCAUUCGGUGCGCUCGAAUAAUGGCAACAGUGGUUCAACUUCGAAUGCUGGCAAUGUCUUACCCACGAUCAAAAGCAAGCCCACUACAGUCGUCACAGGUUUGGCGACCAGUCCAUCUAUAUACGAUUAUCGAUCAUCCUUUAAAAUUGAUGAUUUAUCUGUCAAUGAAGAGGACUCUUCGCUGAGAAGGAAGCCGAUCAAGAAGGAUGAUUGUGAAGAUGAGGAUGACUUGUUGUUUACAAUGAGUGAUAUGAAUGCAAAGUAG